AUGGGUUUGGAAAACAGGAAAACUGUCCUCCAAGGACGAAAAACGGCAAACGGAACAAAGUCUGGAUGCGCCGCGUUUGGCCACUCCUGUUUCGGUGCUCAUGGCAAAAGAGCCCUCGGGGUUGCCAACCCGGAAGACGUACUUCCGGAAAAUGAAGCCCAUCUGAUUAUGGAAGACGAUUUAAGUCGGGAGCAAGAGUCGAAACUGGAUGGUCCUGAGUGGAGCAAACUGCUGCAGAGCUCUCCUUUGCUGCGAGCCCUGGUGGUGGCGAAUGCGCAGAGACUCAGUGACCGGGUGCUGCUGCAGGAUGAAGCUGAUCAUCAGCAGGAUGAGCAAAUGCUGGAGGAUGACCUCAGAUUCAGGAAUGUCCGCCUCAGGCCUCAUCAGGGGUUCCAAGGCAGAAGGAAACUGGUUAACCGACGUCAACUCCUCAUACCUAAUCAGGACACCAGCAUCGAAAUGGACCAGAGUUUCAUGGAGAAUGAAGACUGAAUCGCCAGCAAGAAGAAGAAGAAAAGAAGAGCGAGCUGAAGUUUGGCGAAGAGUUCAACUGGACACCUUCCUUUUACCUUCUGUCGCAGUUUUUGUUUUGCCAAAUACUACAAAGAAAAAUUACCAUGCUUCAAAAUGGUCAUAACAUCUGAAAAAGAAUGUUUCAAGUUGAAGUUUAUUGAUUUCAAAUUCCUCUCAAGAGUUUUCUUUCAGCAGCUUGAGUUUCUUUUCGUUUUCAACCGAAGUUCCUAAUAUGGCGUUAAUAUAAUUACGAAAAAAACCUCAUCACCUGAUUAUUCAACGUUGAACAUCCUGUACUUUCACUGUCUGCUUGGAAAUUGAAGGCAGAGGAAUAAAGAAUGAAGAUAUGGAAAAA
Molecule: messenger RNA, 868 nt
Organism: Notodromas monacha
Lineage: Eukaryota; Metazoa; Arthropoda; Ostracoda; Podocopida; Cyprididae
Source: the annotation of a GenBank genome assembly